Messenger RNA from Peromyscus maniculatus bairdii (prairie deer mouse), 3251 nucleotides. It is a transcript of the gene Dpf1, whose product is annotated as double PHD fingers 1. The record is from RefSeq and is a predicted model, not a curated record. Lineage: Eukaryota; Metazoa; Chordata; Mammalia; Rodentia; Cricetidae. Gene Ontology annotation, cellular component: nBAF complex. Gene Ontology annotation, biological process: nervous system development.
GCGAGCGUGUGUGACUGUGGGUGUCUGGCAAGAAUGAUGUCCGACGCGUUGCUCCUGGACCGGUGGAGGACGUGGGGGAGGGGUCUCCCAGGCUUUUUAGGGGAAGGGAGUCGUGUCCCCUCCCGGGGAUGCCGGGGUUUGAAAGAGGGGCAAUGGCUUAGGGAAGCUGGGGCCCGAGUACACUCGAGUCCAAUCCACGCUACCUUUGUCUUGGGGUGUGGAGUGUGUUGUGCGACUUGUGUAUUGCUUUUUUGUUUUCCGGCUGAAUGUGUGGGUAUGUGUGUGAUUUCUUUUAUUCUGCACUACCUCCGUGACUAUUUGGGUCUCUGAGUGUGUGCACAUGUCUGGUGAAGCUCCGGGCUUUGGAUAGGGAGGUGCGGAUGACAUGGGCAGACCUGACUGUCCCUCUGUUUCCAAGGCGUGUAGCUGUGUUUGGGAAUGUGUUUUAAAUUUGGGUUUCUGUUUUGCCCGGGUGUGAAUGCGUGUAUGUGUACCUGUGCAGAUCUCUGUGAUUUCUUUGUAUCAUUGUGUGUUUGACAUAGUGUCUUUGGAUAGAUGUGUAAGCGCAUAUGUAACUGUUUCUGGAGUCCCUGUCUUUGGACACUGUCUGACUGUUGCGAUGUGUGUGUGUAGUGUGUUUCCAUGUUGUGGGUCUUUGUGGAUAAUUUGUUUAUCUUGUGGUCUUUGGAUAUAUGAUGUGCAUAGGUAGUUCUGUGGUCUGUUUCUGAUUUGGAAUAUCUGUUCUGCAAGAGAUCGUGUGUGUGUGUGUGUGUGUGUGUGAGAGAGAGAGAGAGAGAGAGAGAGAGAGAGAGAGAGAGAGAGAGAGAGAGAGAGAAUUUGUUUGCUUCUCCUUUGUGAAUAUUGGGAUAUGUUUCUCUUUGUGUGAAUCCCGUGUGACCAUGUGCGAUUUGUUUGUUUUGGGCGUUUGGCUACGUUCAUGUGUGGAUGGGUCCCGGUGUGUCUCGGUCUGUUUCUGUAUUGUCUGCGAACACUUCUUAACCUGAGACAUAAUCAAGUUCCAGCCUCGGCGAGGACUUCUACCGGGAGGCCAUCGAGCAUUGCCGCAGCUACAACGCGCGCCUGUGCGCCGAGCGCAGCCUGCGCCUGCCCUUCCUCGACUCGCAGACCGGUGUGGCCCAGAACAACUGCUACAUCUGGAUGGAGAAGACCCACCGCGGGCCUGGUUUGGCCCCGGGACAGAUCUACACUUACCCCGCCCGCUGUUGGAGGAAGAAACGGAGACUUAACAUCCUGGAGGACCCCAGGCUGCGGCCCUGCGAGUACAAGAUCGAUUGUGAGGUACCCCUGAAGAAGGAGGGUGGCCUUCCGGAAGGGCCGGUCCUCGAGGCUCUGCUGUGUGCUGAGACAGGAGAGAAGAAGGUGGAGCUGAAGGAGGAGGAGGCCAUCAUGGACUGUCAGAAACAGCAGUUGCUGGAGUUUCCGCAUGAUCUCGAGGUAGAAGACUUGGAGGAAGACAUUCCCAGGAGGAAGAACAGGGCCAAAGGAAAGGCAUAUGGCAUUGGAGGUCUUAGGAAACGCCAGGACACCGCUUCCCUGGAGGACCGAGACAAGCCGUACGUCUGUGAUAUCUGUGGGAAGAGGUAUAAAAACCGUCCAGGGCUCAGCUACCACUACACCCACACCCACCUGGCUGAGGAGGAGGGAGAGGAGCACGCCGAGCGCCACGCCCUGCCUUUCCACCGGAAAAACAACCAUAAACAGUUUUACAAAGAAUUGGCCUGGGUCCCCGAGGCACAGAGGAAACACACAGCCAAGAAAGCGCCAGACGGCACCGUCAUCCCCAAUGGCUACUGUGACUUUUGCCUGGGGGGCUCCAAGAAGACUGGGUGUCCUGAGGACCUCAUCUCCUGUGCAGAUUGUGGGCGAUCAGGACACCCCUCAUGUUUACAGUUCACGGUGAACAUGACGGCGGCUGUGCGGACCUACCGCUGGCAGUGCAUCGAGUGCAAGUCCUGCAGCCUGUGUGGCACGUCAGAGAAUGACGGUGCCAGCUGGGCGGGUCUCACCCCCCAGGACCAGUUGCUGUUCUGUGAUGACUGCGACCGAGGUUACCACAUGUACUGCCUGAGCCCUCCCAUGGCGGAGCCCCCGGAAGGGAGCUGGAGUUGCCACCUCUGCCUGCGGCACUUGAAGGAAAAGGCCUCUGCCUACAUCACCCUCACUUAGGCCUGGCUCCGCUUCCCCGGGACCUUUGGGUGGUGCUAACUUUCCUGGCUGCAGGAGCUCCUGGCUCUUCCCACUCGGCGUCCCCAGUGGGAGGGAGAGGGUGAAGCCCGAGGGGCCAAGGCGGUCUCCCUCCGCAAGUGGAAUGUUACCCCGUGGGCGGGCGGGCGGGUCCAGUAGGGCUCCCCCUGCCCCCCUCUCCAUCCCUUGGUAAAUGGGCACCAGGGGCUUCUGCUCCCCUCAAAGCCAUACCCCGCCUCUGGGCGGGCAUAGGGGGGUAGUGGAUGCCAGCUGGGGGCACGGAAAGAGCCUUUUUCUAAAGAAAAAGACAAAAAGUAAAAAAAAGAAAAAAAAAAGAAAUUAAUAUAUACAAAGAGUCCUAUAAAGCCUGGCUGGGUGGCGGGGCACAGCUGAGUGUCUGCUGGGUACCGACUUUACCAGUUUCCUGACUGGCACCUCCCCACCCCGUUUCUGGAGUUGCAAUUGUCUCAACUCCCCAUCCGAGGUGGGUCCCAUUCCUUCCUCACACCCAGGCCAGGGGGGCCCAGUGCCCACCCACUGCCCUCUCCCAGUACCCACCGUGGAGACUGCAUGAUGUGAACCGUGGUUCUGAAACCUUCCUGCCCUCCUUGAUAGUGCCCCCUGCUCCCGCCCGCUGGUGCCCGCCAGGCCCUGGGCGUGCAGCUCGGGGAGGCCGGCGGGGCGGGGCGGGGCGGGGCAGGCGGGCGGGCGGCCGCCGCCGCUGCAGUGAGAAGCACAGAUUGCAAUGGACUCGUUUCCCCCCUCUCUUCUUAGCCCCUUCCCUGCCCGGCCAGGCCGGGCUGCCUCCUGCCCCACCUCGCUAGCCAUUUUGGGGGUGGCGAGGGGGUGUGGUUGUUUCUUGUGGUUGUGUGUGUUUGUUGUUCGGGUUCUAAAAAGGGAAAUUGAGACUGCAGGUGGGGGAGGUGGGGGGUCUGGGGGGUCUACCCCCAGCCCAGGAGUGCCCCCCUGCCACCGAGUCUCCUUUAUUGCCUGCCUCUGCUGUGAAUUAACUUGUUCUGUGUAUUAAACUGGGCCUGACCCCUCUA